Molecule: messenger RNA, 657 nt
Organism: Angiostrongylus costaricensis
Lineage: Eukaryota; Metazoa; Nematoda; Chromadorea; Rhabditida; Metastrongylidae
Source: the annotation of a GenBank genome assembly
AUGGCUCCGAAGAAGAGCAUUCUAUUUGUAUGCUUAGGUAGAUGGGAAGUGGAUAGCGCUGCGAUAAUUGGUUUCCACUCCGGUAAGUCACCAGAUAGACGUGCUCUAAGCACUCUGAAGAAGUUCGGAAUCACUGACUACGUGCACAAAGCAAGAGUGGCGACUACUGCGGACAUUCGAGAGUUCGACUACAUUUUUGGGAUGGAUGACAGUAAUAUAAGCGAUCUACGUGAUUUGGAGAAGCAAACGAAAGGAAAGGCGAUAGUAGAGCUACUAGGGAAGUAUGACCCUCAAGGACAUCGAACGGUCCCAGAUCCCUACUAUGAAUCUGGAGAUGAAAUCACACAUCCAAGCAAGACCCAGGAAAUGUCCUGUCCAAGCAGCUACGUGAUGUACCUUGUGCUACGUCGAGACUUAAUGUCAUCACAAGGUUGGCCUUUGGGUGCAGUUUGUACUCAAGCUGCUCAUGCAGCAUCUGCAGCGAUGUGGUUGUUCAGGAAUGAUCCGAACACAAUAGAAUAUACGAAGGAGUUGGAUUCCAUGCGCAAAGUCACUUUAGGGGUCUGGAUUGAAGAUGACCAAUCGGUUUGUAUAGCAUUGAAACCGUAUCGCAAGGAGCAUGUGAAGGAUGCAUUGAAGGGCUUAUCACUCUUCUAA